Messenger RNA from Adineta ricciae, 1077 nucleotides. The record is from the annotation of a GenBank genome assembly. NCBI's taxonomy places the organism in Eukaryota, Metazoa, Rotifera, Eurotatoria, Adinetida, Adinetidae.
AUGUCUUCAACGUCAUUUAUUGAUCUUCGUUCAGAUACAGUAACAAAACCGACAGCAGAAAUGCGUCAAGCGAUGUUUGAAGCAGAAGUUGGUGAUGAUGUCUACGGUGAUGAUCCAACAGUUUUAAAACUACAAGAUAUGGCAGCGAAGUUAUUAGGCAAACAAGCAGCACUAUUCGUUCCAUCGGGAACUAUGGCCAAUCUUAUUUGUGUUCUUAACCAUUGCUCACAAUUUGGCUCGGAAAUGAUCCUAGGCGAUGAAAGCCAUAUACAUCUGUUUGAACAAGGUGGAUGUUCUACAUUGGGCAGAGUCCAUCUAAGAACGGUUCCGACACAACAAGACGGAACACUUCGGAUUCAAGAUAUUGAGCAACGAAUUCGAACUGUAAAAGAUGAUGCUCAUUUUCCUCGCACGAAACUGGUUUGUUUAGAAAACACGCAUAAUCGUAUGGGAGGAAAAGUAUUAACAGUUGAAUACAUCCAAAGCGUCGGGCAGUUAUGUCAACAAUAUGGAAUUAAAUUACAUAUGGACGGAGCAAGAUUGAUGAAUGCUGCAGUUGAAUUAGAUGUUGAUCCAGCGGUAUUAGUCGAAUGCUGUGAUUCAGUUUCGUUAUGUUUAUCGAAAGGCUUAGCAGCACCGAUGGGCUCUCUUAUUGCCGGUACGGAAGAAUUUAUUCGAGAAGCAAGACGAUUACGGAAAGUAUUGGGUGGAGGAUUGAGACAAGUCGGUAUUGUAGCGGCUGCUGGUAUUGUUGCAUUAACACAAAUGCCGAAAUUAUUAAAAUUAGAUCAUCAGCAUGCGAAAUUACUUGCUCAAGGAUUAGCAAAACUACCUGGCUGCAAAAUCGAUCCUGAGAAAGAUGUGCAAACAAAUAUUGUCUUUUUCGAAAUUGAUUCUCAAAAGAUUCAAAUUGAUGCAUCUGCGGUGGCUCAAAGCUUAGAAGUAGAGCAUGGAAUAUUGAUAGGUGUUAGCGGAAAGUGGAAAUGUCGAUUGCUGACACAUUAUAUGAUUACCAAAGAAAAUGUGGAAUAUGUUUUAGAACAGAUGAAGACCGUCUUCGAAAAAAAUCGAAUUUAA